Molecule: messenger RNA, 3704 nt
Organism: Engraulis encrasicolus (European anchovy)
Lineage: Eukaryota; Metazoa; Chordata; Actinopteri; Clupeiformes; Engraulidae
Gene: btr30
Product: E3 ubiquitin-protein ligase TRIM39
Exons: 13
Coding region: 589-2457 (622 amino acids)
Molecular function (GO): protein binding; zinc ion binding
Source: RefSeq, a predicted model, not a curated record
CAUGAAUUGCGGUUUGCGGUGGAUUGCACGGUUCGGUUCGGUAUGUGUGUGAAUUGUACGGUUUCGGUUUUCGGUGCGGUUUGUGCCAUCCCUAGUGAGCAGUAGUAUGACAGCAAGCACAGAGGGCUGACACCUUUUUUUGUCAUAGUUUGUGUUCUCUGACACCCGUAGGCUACACAACUUUGUCUGCAGAGUAGCUAGUCCCUUGGUGCUGGUAGCUGAAGGAAGAGGAAGAAGAAUUUUGUCGGUCCUGAUCUGCACAAGACCUGUUCCUAACCUCAUGGUUUUGUUGCUGAAGACUCAACCCUCAAGGUCCUGACUCCUGGACACAGACCCCCCCAACCCUCAUCAGGACACAGUCCACCAGGUCCCGGUCCAAACAGAGACCCACACCCUCCAGGUUCUGAUCCAAACAGAGACCCACACCCCUCCAGGUUCUGGUCCAAACAGAGACCCCAACCCUCCAGGUCCCAGUCUAAGCAGAGACCCAAACCCCUCCAGGUUCUGAUCCAGACACCCACACCCUCCAGGUUCUGGUCCAAACAGAGCCUCCAACCAUCUACUGCAGGUCCUGAUCUACACACAGCCAUGGCGCAGGUGGCGAUGACGCCGGAUCUGCUGCCGGAGAGCGAGGUGACGUGCUCCAUCUGCCUGGACCUGCUGUGCGACCCGGUGUCCACGCCCUGCGGACACAACUUCUGCCAGGGCUGCAUCGGAGGAUACUGGGCAUCCAUCGAGGUGUGCAGCUGCCCGCUCUGCAAGCGUGUUUUUGAUGAGCGGCCCAAGCUCAGCAUCAACCGUGUCCUGGCCGCCAUCACCAACCACUACAAGGUCGCCCAGUACAGCGACGCCUACGGUGACGAUGACGUGGAAGGGUCGUCUAGUACGCCUGUCCCUAAACCCCGUUCCAUUGGUGGUGGGGGUGCGGCAGGGGGGUGGCCCCCAGAUGACGACAUAGACAAGGCAAAAGCAAAGGGGAAGCUGGUGCUGUGUGACGUGUGCUCGGGCCGGAAGCAGCGUGCGGUGAGCUGCUGCAUGACCUGCAUGGCCUCCUACUGCCAGGAGCACGUUCGGCCGCACCACGAGACGCCCUUCUACCGCAGCCACCAGCUGCGAGACCCCCAGGAGGCCCUGCAGGGGCGAACGUGCCCCGUGCACCAGCGCCUCCUAGAGGUCUACUGCCGCACCGACCAGACCUGCAUCUGCUCCAUCUGCGUCCUGGAGAACCACCGCACACACACCACCGUGUCCGUGCAGACCGAGAGGAUACAGAAACAGAAAAUGCUGAGUAAGACGGAGCUGGACAUCCAGACGAGCAUCGAUAGGAAGAGCAUGAGCCUGGCCGACCUGAAGGGGAGGCUGCUGACGACCAAGAACUAUGCGAGGGCGGAGCAGGCGCAGCUGGAGGGCCUACUGGGGGAGGUGAUCCGCUCGGUGGACCGCAUCCGGCACGAGCUGGUGGACGGCAUGGAACAGAAGCAGGCCUCUGUGAUUGGCCGAGCGGAGGAAGUGGUGUCGCGCCAGGAGGCGGAGCUUAGCCGACUACAGGAAGUGAGGGGGCGGCUUGAGCAGCAGGCCACCUCGGAUGACCACAUCGGAUUCCUGCAGAGCUAUGAGGAGGUGAACGCCCCGCUGCAGGUGGAGUUGAACCGGCGUCAGGAGGAGCCGGAGGUGGAUCUGGAGCUGCGCUUCUCCCUGGACGAGGUGAAGGCGGCACUGAGGGACGUGCACGACAGACUCGAGGACAUCCGCGGGGGAGGGGUCACCUUCCGCAGCAGGCAGAACUCUGUGUCACAGUCCACAGUGUCCUUGGCAGCGAGUGAGAGCAUGAUGAGCGUUAGAUCAGUGGGGAGGAAGGACUGGUCUCUGAAAGAUAUCCGCAGGCAUAGCUCAGCACAUAAAAAGGUGAAAGGAUACAUAGAGGAGGUGGGUCUGAACCCGGUGACGGCGUACCCCUUCCUCAUCCUGUCGGAGGACCGCAAGCAGGUGAAGCGCGGCGAGAAGCUGCAGUUCUACAGGAACAGCACGCAGCGCUUCGACGUCUGGUCCUGCGUGCUCGCCAAGGAGGGCUUCCAGACCGGACGACACUACUGGGAGGUGACAGUGGGAGAGAACAAGGACUGGAAGCUGGGCGUGGCUCUGGAGUCGGCGCAGAGGAAGGGCCUGUUCGACAUGAGCCCUUCCAGCGGUUACUACGCCCUCUGGUGGGGCGGUAGCACACUGCGCCCACUCACGCCGCCCCCUCUGGGCAAGGUGAAGAUGACGGGCAAGCUGAAGCGCGUGGGCAUCUUCCUGGACUGCGAGGAAGGCCAGGUGGUGUUCUACAACGCCAAGACGGGCAGCGAGCUGUACACCUUCAACACGCCGGCCUUCAGGGAGAGGGUGCUGCCACUGUUUGGCACCGGGGACAAGGAGGUGCCCCUGCUACUGGUCAGCCUGAUGGGCGGACAUCACUGAAGAAGGGAUCGAGAGAUGGGAUGAAAGGAGAAAUGCAUGGAUACAAUGAAGGAUGAAACGAUGUAUGGAUGGAAUGAAAAGAGCUCAUGGGUGAUUGAUUGAAUGAAUGAAUGGAUGGAUGGAUGGAUGGAUGAUGGAAUGAAAAGAUGGGAUGAUAGAAUGAUGAGGGAGGGGGAGAGAAUGAGGCAGUGUUGUGGAGGGCAUGAACAAGAAGAGGUGGGAGCGUGUAAGAGUAAUGGAACUUGAGAAGAGGAUGACAGUGAGAUGAAGAAGGAAGGGUAGAGAAGGGUAAAUGGGAGAUGAGAACGAGAGGAGAAGAGAGGAGUGAAUGAAGUGGAUUUUUCUCUGAACUGUGAGAGAGCAGCUUGGUAACACGCGGAAAAGCAGAGCUGAAUUUAGCCUCCAGGUUUUUAUACUCUUCAGUGCGAGGGGGGAAGUGAAAGGAGAGGACAGGAGAGAGUGAAUGUGAGUAUUUGUGUCACUGAAAGUGAGGGAGUGGGAGGGAUAGAAGCUUUUUUAAAUCUGUGUGGGAUGGUGUGAGACGAGAGAGAGAAAGAAAGCGAGAGAUAUGGGGAGAGAGAGAGAGAGAGUGCGUGUGCGUUCGUGCGUGUGUGUGUGUGUGUGUGCGUGUGUGAGAGAGCGCACCGAAGUGCAGCACUGAGGAAUGAGUAAGCAUAUUUAGAGAGCAAGCAGGGGCGGAAGGGAGGGAGGGAGUGUGUUUGUGUGGCUGAGCUGGUGAAAAGCAACAAACAGAAACCCAGUCUGCUGAAGAACUAUUCAUGAGGACAGGACGCAGAGGCAUGAUGCUCUGUGAUGGACAGUUCCCAAAAGGGCUGUGACUUUAACAACUGUACAACACAUGCAUCACCUGCACUGGUUAGUGUUGGAUGAGUUAUUAUGAGGGUGUGAGGGAAUGUAUGUUUAUGUAAAUAUCUAAUAUAGCUUUUUUUCCCGGUUUUGUGUUUGUCACCGUUUAUUUGUGUUUAAUUAGCCUAUAGGCCUAAUUAACGUGGGAAAGGGUUCGGUGUGGUCUUGUCACAGGUGAAAAUGGUGGGUACACUGACUGUCCAUCUGUUGACCUUGCCUCUGUAAUGUUGCUACCAUCAUGCUGGUUUUAUUUAUUGCGAUUUUAGAGCAAAUGUAAAUGCAUUAUAAUCUGCAUACCCAUUCAUGUAAAAAUGUGUUGUCUUAAUGCCUGUGAAUUGUGUACGAUUUUUAAAGGAAAUAAACUAUACGCGAUAGAAAAA